This is a messenger RNA of Anas platyrhynchos (mallard), 1015 nucleotides long. NCBI's taxonomy places the organism in Eukaryota, Metazoa, Chordata, Aves, Anseriformes, Anatidae. The record is from RefSeq and is a predicted model, not a curated record.
AUGGGGUCGCGGGGGUCCCCGGCGCCUGGCCCAGCUCCAGGCCCAGCUGCGGCACGGGGCUGGGGGGGGGGGGCCCAAAACGGGGGGGGCCCCGAGACGGGGGGGGCCCCGCUGCCGACCAUCUACGUGGUGACCCCCACCUACGCCAGGCCGGUGCAGAAGGCCGAGCUGGUUCGCCUGUCCCAGACCCUGCUGCACGUGCGGGCGCUGCACUGGGUGGUGGUGGAGGACGCCCCCGCCCCCACCGCCCUGGUGGGGGGGCUGCUGGCGGCCAGCGGGGUGCCCUUCACCCACCUGCACGCCCCCACCCCCCCCGAAAUCCGACGCCGCCCCGGGGACCCCCCCUGGCUGCGCCCCCGCGGCGUGGAGCAGCGCAACCGGGCCCUGCAGUGGCUGCGGGACGCGCCCCCCGGCGAGGCGGCCGUGGUUUACUUCGCCGACGACGACAACACCUACAGCCUGCGGCUCUUCGAGGAGAUGCGCAGCACCCGGGGGGUGUCCGUGUGGCCGGUGGGGCUGGUGGGGGGGCUGCGUUUCGAGCGGCCGCUGGUGGCGGGGGGGCGGGUGGUGGGCUUCCACACGGCCUGGAAGCCCGAGCGCCCCUUCCCCCUGGACAUGGCCGGCUUCGCCGUCGCCCUCCCCCUGCUCCGCGCCCGCCCCGCCGCCCGCUUCGACCCCGCCGCCGAGCGCGGGUACCUGGAGAGCAGCCUCCUGGGGCUCGUCACCCCCGCACAGCUGGAGCCCAAGGCCGACAACUGCACACAGGUGCUGGUGUGGCACACGCGCACCGAGAAGCCCAAACUGCGGCAGGAGGAGCAGCUGCAGCGCCAGGGCCGCGGCUCCGACCCCCGCAUCGAGGUGUGAGGGGGCCCCCCCCUCAAAUUGGGCCCCCCCCCCUUUGCCUGGGGACCCCCCAAGGACACGCAGGAUCCUACAACCAAGGAGGGGGGGGGGCGUUGGAUGCGGGGCCACCCGGCUUUUAUUUAUGGGGGGGGAGCUUCAAAUUGCGCCCCCC